AUUAAGGACAUUAAGAGGAGUCUACAGAAGUUUGAAGACUUUUCUAGACCUACCAUGGCCUGUGGGUGUGCCUAAGUGGUGUUCUAAAGGUUGGAUGUGUCUUCCGCUAAGGGGAAACUCUGCCGAAAUUUCGUGGACGCCGACACGUGUGAAAAUAUCGAGGGAGCUGAGUGUGGACAGCAAAGGGGAGCUGAAAUUCGUCAUUUCUCAAGGAGAAGAUGAAUGAGAGAGGAGGAGAUGCUAAUGGAAGAGGAGCUGUACCUGAGAAGACAAGUGAGCAGCCGCCAUCAAAAGUUGAAGCUUUGGAUGGCUCCAACUAUGAGGAAUGGAGCGGGCGGAUGAGGAGUGCCUUCAAACGCUACAAGCUACUGAAGAUUGCUGUUGGGGAGGAGAAGAUGCCGGAAGAAGGCGAAGCACGUGAGCGGUGGAUUGAGAAAAGCGCGGUGCUUUUUGACCUCAUCCUUCAAUCGGUCAACAAGGAGAUGUUCGAGCACAUCAAGGAUCUUCAAGAUCAAUGGACACCUGAGUGGCUAAGGCAGCAGAUUUUGCAGGAGGACUUCCGCAGACGCCAUGUGGGAGGCGGUGCUGCCACUAAGACUGCUGAGGGGUAUGAGGAUGUGCAUGGGCAUGGGAGUUCUGGUGGUAGGGGGAGUACCAGAAUGGAGGGCACCUGCAGGUACUGCAAGAAGGGUGAUGUGGGAUCUGUAGGAAAGGUUGUGAUGCACCCUCUCACGCACUGGGUGAUUGAUUCAGGUUGCACCAGUCACAUGACCCCACGGGCAGAUAUGCUUGAUGAGGUAAAACCCCCUGGAAAGAUUAAGUAUGUGGCAGCAGCGUCAGGUGUUUUGCUCCCUGUGAUUGGUGUUGGGAAUGCCAAGGUUAAGGGAGCUAAUGGGGAGCUUGUGGGGCUUGGGAAUGUUCUGCUGGUUGAAGGUUUGUGUGCUAACCUUCUCUCUGUGCGGCGACUGCAGAAGAGCAAGGCCGAAGUGACCUUUGGACCAACCAGCUGCCGUGCUAAGCUUGGGAAGAAGGUGCUGUGGAGUCUGAAAGAGGAGACCAGCUGCAUCAAGGACCUGUGGCAGCUGCCCAUCAUCCUUUGGAAUGGGCAAAAUCCAACAGCAGUAACGGCAACAGCGGCAAAGGCAACAGCAGGAGGAGAUGCAACUGCACCAACUGAUGGGGUCCUGGAAGCAGUUAAGAAAGUGCAGCAGCAGCAGACACAUGGUGAGGUGCUUGCUGGUGUGGAUGCGAGUGCGGCAUGGGCUAAGGCUUCAUCAAGGGGUGGAGAGGCCGAUUGGGAGACAUGGCAUGAGAGGCUGUGUCAUGUGAACUUCCCUAUGCUGCAGAAAUUGGUGAAGGACGGGAGCCUGAAGGGCUUGGAGGUCAAGGGAGGAGUGAAGGAGAUUGGGAGCUGCCCUACAUGCUUGGAGACCAAGUUCUCCAAGUUCCCCUUCAACAGCACUACAGGACCAGCCAAGACCCCACUUGCACUUGUGCACAUGGAUGUGGUGGGGCCCACAAGAGCCCCUUCCCUCUCAGGCAGCCGCUAUUUCUUGACAAUUGUGGAUGACCACACUCGGGCAGUGUGGGUUUACCCUUUGAAGAGCAAAGGGGAGGUGGCAGCGGCUGUCCUUAAGGAGUGGAUGCCUAGAGCUCAGAGGGAAUGCGGACACAAGGUGAAGGUGAUCCGCAGUGAUAAUGGUGGGGAGUUCAUUGGAGCUGAUUUUGAGGGGGAGUUGAAGAGGAAGGGGAUCCAACAUCAAUUGACAGUGCCCUACAACCCGCAGCAGAAUGGCGUUGCUGAGAGGUUCAACAGGACCCUGUAGGAGGGGGCACGCACUCUCCUU
Molecule: messenger RNA, 1847 nt
Organism: Closterium sp. NIES-67
Lineage: Eukaryota; Viridiplantae; Streptophyta; Zygnematophyceae; Desmidiales; Closteriaceae
Source: the annotation of a GenBank genome assembly